UUUUGUAGGGGGAGGCGAGAGAGACCCACUUUAUCAGGUAGACACGACCUAACCGCAGCAGACGCUUAUGCCUGCGGUCGCCUCGAUUGCAUCAGAUGAGGUGCGAAAUCGCAGGCGAGCAUCCCAAUCGGAAGCUAAAUCAGUGCUAGAAAAAAGUAAUUAAAUCAGUUGAUCGGCGAUCACAUGGUUUUCGAUUUUCCAAGCCUAUAAACAAGUGACUUGUAAGUGAUAGAUGGAAACUGGCGGCUAUAAUUAGCACAAGUGAUUAGUUAGUUGUUGGCGACUGGAGUGUGGAAUUUGUUUAUUGUUUACGAUCAGGCAUUUAAUCGUGUGAUCGAGAGCGAAUCGAUCAACCCUCGAAGAUUGUGCUCCACUGGGGGGCUUGGUAAUAAGCGUACAUUCGCGAUAGCACAGCCCAUUUAAAUGGCAAAAGAAAAACAUAAUUUAAUCUGUUAUUGUUUACGCCGAAAUGGAAAACACUUCUAAAAUGCGUCAUUGAACGCAUUUUCCAGAUAAGCAACAAUGUGUCAACAUCGAAGUUUGUUUAUGUGACAAGACUUAGAAAGCAAGAUGAUUUUUCGCUGACUCUGUCUCCAAGGGGGGCCCUUAAAUAAAUAAUUAAACUUUGAACUUGAAAUGCAUGUGCCAGCGCAUUAAGCUGAUAAGCUUAAUCGAAGUUCGACUCGUUUAAAAAGGCGCACAUGAUUUGAUGAUUUGAUGAUUUGAUGAUUUGAGAUCAAUGCCAACGUGAGAUGCGUGAUUUUGAAGACUAGACAGACAUAAUGCGGUCAUUGAAUCGGCUUGAUGAUCAAAUCAAAAACGUGAGUACGAAAUCCCAGUGUUUAUUUUGGUAUAUCGGGCAUAAAUCGGUGGGGCUAUCAAAUUUUGCACGACAUGCGUUUCUCGAUGCGGUUGUGGAACCUCCGGAAUCUUCCCGCUCCGUCCUGCCGCUGAGAUUGCAUUCCCAGCCCAACUGAUAACCACGACGAGUAUAUCAGCUGCCUGCCAUAUAUGUACGAUGAUCGGAGGUUUAAUUAGGCGCGGCUGUAACAUGAACAUUCAUAAUUCCGCUGGCAUUCAAUCAAUGCAGACGUGAACAAUUCCAGUGAUCAAGUGUUCAAGUGUUCGACUUAACCAGCGAUCUCGUGCCCAGUGUACAGUGUCUCAAUCGUAGUCAAUACUAAUUCCCACACAAGAAAAUCGAUACUCAUAACAUACAUACAUACAUAUAUAAGGACGUUAUUGAAAGCGAAGCAAAUAAUGGCGCAAAGUGAUUCGGGAAAUUGCUGUGCCAAGCUCAAUAAAGAUGAGUGCUGCCAGAAGACAAAGGAUGUGGUCUUAAGCGGCGUAUCGCCCAAAAUGUUUCCCGACAAAAUCUACAAGUCCGUGCAGCCGAAAGGCGAGGAUGCCACCGGAAUGACCUGCGAGUGCGGAGUUUUUGGCGCUAUCGCUUGCGGGGAUUACCCAACACAGCUGGACAUAGCACAGAUGAUCUGCCUGGGUCUGGUGGCACUGCAGCAUCGAGGCCAGGAGUCGGCGGGCAUAGUGACCAGUCUGGGCAAGUCCUCCAAGAACUUCAGCGUGCACAAGGGCAUGGGCAUGAUCAACAAUCUGUUCAAUGACGAGGCCAUCAGGAAGCUAAAAGGCAACCUGGGCAUAGGACACACCCGGUAUUCCACGUCCGCAGCCUCCGAGGUAGUGAACUGCCAGCCGUUUGUGGUGCACACUGCCCAUGGAGCACUGGCCAUCGCUCACAAUGGUGAGCUGGUGAACUGUGAGUCCCUGAGGCGAGAGGUCCUGGAGCGAGGAGUGGGCCUGUCCACGCACAGUGACAGUGAGCUGAUUGCCCAGUCCCUGUGCUGUGCACCCGAGGAUGUGUCGGAGCACGAUGGCCCCAAUUGGCCGGCCAGAAUUCGCCACUUCAUGACACUGGCUCCACUCUCCUACUCCCUGGUCGUGAUGCACAAGGAUAAGAUCUACGCUGUCCGGGAUUCCUAUGGCAAUAGGCCACUGUGCUUGGGCAAAAUUGUGCCCGUGGAUGCAGGACAUGCGAACAUCAAUGACCAGCUGGCCGAGGGUUGGGUGGUCAGCAGUGAAAGCUGUGGCUUCCUCUCCAUCGGUGCCAGAUAUGUACGCGAGGUGGAGCCCGGCGAGAUCAUCGAGCUGUCGAGAAAUGGCUAUAGAACCGUGGACAUUGUCGAAAGACCGGACUACAAGCGCAUGGCAUUCUGCAUCUUUGAGUACGUCUACUUCGCGCGCAGUGAUUCCAUGUUCGAGGGUCAGAUGGUGUACUCAGCCCGCCUGCAGUGUGGUCGCCAGUUGGCCAGGGAAUCGCCCCUGGAUGCGGAUCUGGUCAGCUCGGUGCCGGAAUCGGGCACAGCAGCUGCCCAUGGUUAUGCCAGGGAGUCGGGUUUGCCAUUCGGUGAAGUUCUCUGCAAGAACCGCUAUGUGGGCCGCACGUUCAUUCAACCGUCGACCAGAUUGCGACAGUUGGGCGUGGCCAAGAAGUUUGGUGCCUUGGCUCAAAAUGUGGAGGGCAAGCGCAUCGUGCUGGUCGACGACUCCAUUGUGAGGGGCAACACCAUUGGACCGAUCAUCAAACUGCUGCGUGAUGCCGGUGCCACCGAGGUGCACAUUCGCAUUGCCAGUCCACCGCUGCAGUAUCCCUGCUACAUGGGCAUCAAUAUACCCACACGUGAGGAGCUCAUAGCCAACAAAUUGAACGCCGAUCAGCUGGCGGAUCACGUGGGCGCCGAUAGUCUGGCCUACUUGAGUGUGGAGGGUCUGGUCAAGGCCGUCCAGAUGAACAAGGCCCAUGUGAAUCCACUGAAAGCUGGCUAUUGCACAGCUUGCCUAACGGGCGAGUAUCCUGGCGGAUUGCCCGAGGAGCUCAGCUGGUAGAAUCUCACAUCGAUUAUUAAUUUCUUAGGUUUAAUGUAGUUCUAGGCCUCAGAUUGUAUAUAAAGAAUAUAUAUUUAAAAUUUCAGUUCUUUGACCCAUCACAAAAAAUGUUGUUUUCAAUUAGCAAACCAGGGGUUUUUUCUUUGAGAUAAGGAAUAAUAAGUAGGACAACAAACUCAAGCAGAUACAAUUAUUAUAUAGAAAUAAAAAGAAAUAAAUAUUUAA
Molecule: messenger RNA, 3126 nt
Organism: Drosophila santomea
Lineage: Eukaryota; Metazoa; Arthropoda; Insecta; Diptera; Drosophilidae
Product: amidophosphoribosyltransferase
Exons: 3
Coding region: 1261-2901 (546 amino acids)
Biological process (GO): purine nucleotide biosynthetic process; purine nucleobase biosynthetic process
Molecular function (GO): amidophosphoribosyltransferase activity
Source: RefSeq, a predicted model, not a curated record